UUGGUGUCAAUCGUUUAAAACUGCGGCCGAAUGCGGUGCAAACUAUCAUUGUAUGCAGCACGUAUGGAGUAAAAAUCCGCAAGGAUUUUGUGGCGGUUUUCUCUGCGAUACUUGCGAAGAGCUUGUCAAGGAAGCUAUCGAUACUGGCAAACUCAAGACUGAGAUCAAAGAUUUCUUGGUAAACUUUUGUAAGAAUGAUGUCUCAGAUCUCUCUACAACGUGCCAGUAUAUUGCAAAUCAUGAUUUAAUGCCGUUUUUGGACAAAUUUCUGGAUUCAACUGCGCCCCAAAAAAUAUGUUCAUUAUUUGACAUGUGCUCAUCGACAAGUUCAACGGUAGAUAAACUUAAAGAAAUCCUUGCUCCUGGCAUUGUCCAAAAUGUCCUCAAUCAUGAUACGAUUAAAGACAGUUUAGCUCCUGGUGUAGUGAGAAAGCCGAACUUACAUACUAUAACCGAAAAGAUACAAACAAAUAAAGAGGAUUCUCUAAGCUGCAUUGUGUGUUCCGUGUUAGUGGGAAAAAUUGAUUCUGCAAUUGGAAAUCAAAAGACAGAGGAUAAGAUUGUUGCUGAAACCGACCGCUUCUGUAAAUAUCUUCCUCAAAGAUUGAGUAGAGAGUGCCAAAGCUAUGUCAAUCAAUUUGGUCCUCCAAUUUUACAAGCUUUGCUGCAAUAUUUACCAGCUAAACAAGUAUGCGCUUAUUACAUUAAUGCAUGUCCAAAGUCGACACUCGGCAACUACGGCGUUGAAUUAGUUGCUCCAACUAAACUUGCAUCAAGUUUUUGCGUUGCCUGCGAAGUAGCAGUUCGAAUGAAUGAAAUACUUAAUGGCUUUAAAGUACUUUGUAAUACCAAAGUACCUGCUGGAGAAUUACGACAGGCAUGUAAAGAAAGCUUGGCAAAUGUCAAGUUAAUAUUCCAAAUGCUUAAUUCCGAUAUUUCUCCUUCUAAAGCAUGCCAGUUCUUGAGUUUAUGCAAAGAGUCUGAAAUGGCUCCUAAAACAUUGAAUGUUUGUCGUCUUGGUCCUAGCCUUUGGUGUGGAACUAAAAUGACAGCCCAGAUGUGCAAGAAACAGCAUUAUUGCGGUUAUCAGUGA
Messenger RNA from Trichoplax adhaerens, 1093 nucleotides. RefSeq lists its product as hypothetical. The record is from RefSeq and is a predicted model, not a curated record. Gene Ontology annotation, biological process: sphingolipid metabolic process. The coding region runs from base 53 to 1093 and encodes 346 amino acids. Lineage: Eukaryota; Metazoa; Placozoa; Uniplacotomia; Trichoplacea; Trichoplacidae. Gene Ontology annotation, cellular component: lysosome. The transcript is spliced from 13 exons.